Anoplopoma fimbria (sablefish) is the source of this 6435-nucleotide messenger RNA. RefSeq names its product protein diaphanous homolog 1-like. Gene Ontology annotation, biological process: actin filament polymerization; actin cytoskeleton organization. Gene Ontology annotation, cellular component: cytoplasm; actin filament. The transcript is spliced from 28 exons. Gene Ontology annotation, molecular function: actin binding; microtubule binding; small GTPase binding. The record is from RefSeq and is a predicted model, not a curated record. The coding region runs from base 740 to 4390 and encodes 1216 amino acids. NCBI's taxonomy places the organism in Eukaryota, Metazoa, Chordata, Actinopteri, Perciformes, Anoplopomatidae.
CUCUCAGGCUCCUCCCCCCCCGCUGAUCCGCUCUGUCAGAAGAACAGGAAGACUCCUCCGCAGCUAGACACGGUCGCUUCCCCCUGUCACCCAGGGGUUCAAAACAAAAGUUAACUAAACUUAUAGCAGUCAUGGAAACUAAUUUAGGAGACGCAGUCGGGCUAAAUCAACCUUAAUACCAACUACGCCGCCCGUGUUGUAGCCGCCGAAACAACUCGUGGAAGUGGAGAGAGCGGAGAGUUUCUUUUUUUCCUCCUCCCCUCCCCUUUCCUUUACCUAGCCUAGCUAAUGCUAACAGCUAGCUCAGAGAGUGCCGCACAUUAACACACAUGGUUUAAAGGCGUCGGGUUUGUGUUCCACGUGGAUGACGUCACUGCGGGAUUAGAAUCCUCGUCUGUGUUCCAUGCGCGCAACAGUUCUUUGUUUUUUUUUGUUGCGCUUUACGUUCCGAGUUGUCGGGGUCGCGCUUUGAAUUUCCCUCCUCUUCAGGGACACGGGACGGGUUAGCCCGGGCUGGCUCUCCACCAACUCAUUAGCAACGCUGUGCUAAUUUUGGGCUAAGUUAGCUAAGGGUACUAGCUUAGGCCCAAGGGAAUUAAAAGAGUGAGGUCUUUGUGGAAAAAGUUUUUUUAAAAAACCCCACAACAUUCGUGGGAGGAAGCGUUUGAGUGCGUGGAGGUUACAGCCGCGCGGGUUUAUUCUAACAACUCAUUCAAAGGAAGAGGAUUAAGUUGUAAAUAUGGAUCCAAACACGGGGAACUCUGCCUCAGCUGCUGGAGCUGCUGGUCCCAAGAAGGACAAGAAAUCAAAGAAGAGCUAUGAGGAUGGAGAUGGGAAAAAGAAAUUUAAACUCAAACGCCUGAUUCCUGAUGAGUUGGAACGUUUUACCAGCAUGAGGAUGAAAAAGGACAAGGAGAAGCCCAGCCAGCCGAGUCAGCGCCACUCUUCGGCAGCCAUCUAUGAGAUCAGCGGUCAGACCGCUAUGCUGCAUGAUCAUUCCGAUGAAUACGUGCUGGAACUCUUUGAACAGAUGCUGGUGGAUAUGAACCUGAAUGGGGAGAAGCAGCAGCCUCUCAGGCAAAAGGACAUUAUGAUCAAACGAGAGAUGGUCUCCCAGUACCUCCACACGUCUAAAGCUGGUCAAAGCCAGAAGGAGAGCUCCAAAUCAGCCCUGAUGUACAUCCAGGAGUUAAAGUCAGACUACCGAGACUCACAGCUGCUGAGCUGUCUGGAAUCUCUGAGAGUCUCACUCAAUAACAACCCUGUCAGUUGGGUGCAGAACUUUGGAGACGAGGGGCUCGUCUUGCUGCUGAAUCUGCUCAAAAGGUUACAGGAGGACAAAGACGAGUACCCGAUGGGAGUGAAAUGUCAACAUGAGAUCAUUCGCUGUCUAAAAGCCUUCAUGAACAACAAGUACGGUCUUAAAUCCAUGCUCGAGUCAGUGGAUGGAAUUCCUCUGCUGGUCAAAGCCAUCAACCCUCGGGUGCCUCUUAUGAUGGUGGAUGCUGUCAAGCUGCUUUCUGCCAUCUCAAUAUUGGAACAUCCUGAGGACCUUAAUGAUCGUGUUUUGGAGGCUAUUACUGAGGAGGCUGAGAGACUGGACAUUGAGAGGUUCCAGCCGCUCCUUGCUGGCAUGAAAAUUCACAACAUUGCUCUUAAGGGUGGCUGCAUGCAGCUAAUCAAUGCCUUGAUAAGCCGGGGAGAAGAGUUGGACUUCAGGAUCCAUAUUCGCUCUGAACUGCAAAGAUUAGGACUCAAAGACCUGCUGACGGAGGUGCGGAUGAUAGAAAACGAUGAGCUGAGGGUGCAACUCACAGUGUUUGAUGAGCAGGCUGAAGAUGACUCUGAGGACCUCAAAGCACGUCUUGAUGACAUCCGCAUUGAGAUGGAUGAUGUGAGGGAAGUGUUUGAUAUCCUAGUCAACACUGUGAAGGACUCCAAAGGCGAAACCCACUUCCUGUCCCUGAUGCAGCACCUGCUGCUUAUCCGGAAUGACUACUUGGCCAGGCCUCAGUACUACAAGUUGAUAGACGAGUGUGUUGCUCAGAUCGUGCUUCACAAGAAUGGAGCGGACCCUGACUUCAAGUGCCGUAACCUCAGUCUCAACAUUGAAGGCUUGAUUGACAACAUGGUGGACCAGACCAAGGUAGAAACCAGCAGGGCCAAGGCUGCUGAGCUGGAAAAGAAGCUGGAUGCCGAGUUGACAGCACGCCACGAGUUGCAGGUGGAGCUGAAGAAACUGGAGGGCGACUAUGAGCAGAAGCUGCAGGACUUGAGCCAAGAGAAGGAACAGCUGUCCACUUCUAAGCUGGAUCAAGAAAAGGAGAACCAGGGACUACAACAAGAGCUCACCACUCUGCAACAGCAGAUCGAGAAGCUGUCUAAAGAUCUGGAAGAGGCCAAGACCAAAGUCAUCACAGUGACUGUUCCUGUGCCUCCACCUGCCCCACCUCUCCCUGGCCAAAAUGCGGGAAUACCCCCUCCACCUCCUCUCCCACCUACCCCAGGCCAUGCAUGCAUUUUUAGUCCUCCACCUCCUCCUCCUUUACCGGGUCAAGCCGGUAUUCCUCCUCCGCCUCCCCCACCUCCUUUACCAGGCAUGCCGGGACCUCCACCACCCCCGCCCCUCCCUGGCAUGUCAGGACCGCCACCCCCACCACCCUUACCUGGGAUGGGACCUCCACCGCCACCACCAAUGCCUGGGUUUCCCGGUUGCCCUCCGCCACCACCGGGCCCAGGCGUGCCUCCACCUCCAGGAUUUGGCAUGGGGGGCUGGGGUCCCCCUGCACCACCCUCACUGCCUUAUGGGCUCCAGCCUAAGAAGGACUACAAGCCUGAAGUCCAGCUGAAGAGAGCCAACUGGAGCAAGAUCGGACCCGAGGAGCUCUGUGAGAAAAGUUUCUGGACGCUGGCAAAAGAGGAGAAAUUUGAAAACAAUGAGCUCUUUGCCAAACUCACCUUGGCCUUCUCCUCACAGACAAAGACCACUAAAGGUAAGAAUAUCACGCAUCCACAUCCAUUAACCAAAAAGGAGCAGGAUGGAGGAGACGAAAAGAAGCAGCUGCAGAAGAAGAAGGUUAAGGAGCUGAAGAUUCUUGACUCCAAGUGCUCGCAGAACCUUUCCAUUUUCCUGGGUUCAUUCCGUGUCCCCUAUGAGGAGAUCAAGAACGCCGUCCUGGAGGUUAAUGAGAAGGUCCUCACAGAGUCCAUGGUUCAGAGUCUGAUCAAACUACUGCCAGUGGCCGAGCAGCUGAGCGUCCUGGCAGAGAUGAAGGAUGAAUAUGAUGACUUGGCUGAGUCCGAGCAGUUUGGAGUAGUGAUGUCCGGUGUGAAGAAGCUGAUGCCACGGCUUCAGGCCAUCCUGUUCAGGGUGCAGUUUGAGGAGCAGCUGAACAACAUCAAGCCAGAUGUGGUGUCUGUGACAGCAGCCUGCGAGGAGCUCAGAAAAAGCGAGACCUUCGCCAAGCUACUAGAGAUCAUCCUCCUUGUCGGGAACUAUAUGAAUUCUGGCUCCCGCAAUGGAAAGGCGUUCGGCUUCUCCAUAUCAUACCUGUGCAAGCUGCGUGACACCAAAACAGCUGAUCUGAAGCAGACGCUGCUCCAUUUCUUAGCUGAUGUGUGCCAGGAGCAGUAUCCUGAGGUCAUGGGCUUUGUAGACGAGCUCAUCCACGUGGAAAAGGCCAGCAGAGUUCCUGCAGAGAUACUUCAGAAGAAUCUUGAGCUGAUGGGGCGUCAGAUCAAGAACUUGGAAAAAGAUCUGGAAACCUUCCCUCCUCCACAAAAUGACAAGGACCAGUUUGUGGAGAAGAUGUCUAGUUUUGUGGUUACCGCCCAUGAGCAGUUUGAGAAGCUGGAUAUGCUGCAUAAGAAUAUGGAUAAGCAAUAUAACGACCUGGGAGAGUACUUUGUCUUUGACCCGAGAAAGAUCUCCGUAGAGGAAUUCUUUGGAGACCUCAACACCUUUAAGAACAUGUUCCAGACAGCAGUGAAGGAGAAUCAGAAAAGGAAGGAGGCUGAAGAGAAGAUCAAGAGGGCCAAGCUGGCCAGGGAAAAGGCAGAGAAGGAGAAGGAGGAGAAACUCAAGAAGAACCAGCUGCUUGACAUCAACACAGAGGGCGAUGAAACUGGCAUCAUGGAUGGUCUGCUGGAGGCGCUGCAGUCCGGUGCUGCUUUCAGGAGAAAGAGAGGACCACGGCAAGCAGCCAACCACCGACGAGCUGGUCAUGCAGUGACCAGCAUCCUGGCCAAAGAAUUGAUGCAGGAAGAGACGCCCGUAUCCAGCAAACACCCCGCUAAGAAGAAAAAGUCAGAGGAGAAGGAGGAGCCUAAACUAGAAGGAGCAGAGUCAUUAGAGGAGUUAUUGGACGGUACUCGCUUUCGGUCCAAUUAGGCACACAGGGCAGAAAGUUUUUUACUCACCGUCUGUGAUAUCCAAACACAGAUAUAUUUCGUAGCCAUUCCAGGGGCCAAUAUCAAUCUGAGAUUAGCUCACAGAAAACAGCCCUGUGUUUCUCAGAGUUCUUAACGGGACCAUCUCUAAGGGUUGCAUUGACUGAGGACGGAGGGGCAGAGGAUGAGGGAGGGGCUCACACCUCAACCUUUAGAUCUUUGCCAUUGACAUAAAGAUUGAAUUACUUUCUUCAGCAUGUGCACAUAUCUGUUCGUGUACUUUUGUCUGUUUCUUUUUCAUUUUAUUCAACUGUCAUGCAACAAAAGGCCAACUUCAGCGAUUCCAAAGACUUACUCAGGAGGAAUCCACCCUUCUUUGUGGUUAUUUCCAAAUCCCAAAUUUAGACUGGGAACGUCUUAAAUUUGGCAUAUCCUGCAGGUGCUUCAUAAAGUUUUCUCUGGGUGUACCAGGACAGGACCACAUUAUGCUUUUUCACAUUUUUCUUUUUUAAUUUUAAUCCUAUGGAACAUGUUGCUUUGUAUUUGUCUGAUAUACUGUAUGUUACUGUUUGUAAAUGUUAAUCACUUUUGCUGUGUUAUUGAAAAACGUGCCAACCAAUACAAAUCCAGUCUUGUCAUUUCACUCCCCAGUUUUGUCCAGUCACAGUUCACACUGGGCCGCUGUGUCCGACAGCCGUCAUCACCUGGUGUUUCAGUGUGUUUUGUUUAUUUUUACUGAGAAGGGAUUUUGUUCACUGGUGUGCACAUGUACAAUAGAUUUCACAUAAAAAUGGAGAUAUUUUACACAAACUUGUCUUAACUACCACAUGUGCCCACAACAGUUGUAUGAAGAAAACAUGCCUUCAUUCAUUAUCAUUCCUAUAAACCCAGAGGGAAGUAGAGAUAGAUUGGAGAAGAAAGCUCUUCCACAGUCAGUUAAACCAAAACAAUUUGCUUUUCAAAAGGGUAUUUCCAUUUAAUAUGCCAACCUGUACAUGCCUGUGUGCUUUUUUGCAUCAGAAUGAGUGUAUGAAGUAUGCCGCCUAUAUUUAGUUUCACGUGCACACUCGACCUACUACAUGUGUGUUUGUGCUUUUAAGUCUGAGUGCAUGCGUGUGUUUCCAUCUGUAAUUACUGUACGGAACCGACCAUGCUGUCAUAAAUCCUAGGUUUCAUAAACAGCUUUGUGGUCUUUCUGCUGAGGAUAUAGCACACUGGAAAACUGCCCAAAAACUGCUGAGACAAGUAUGUGUGUUUGUCUUCUUCACACACUUUCCCUCCCACUGAACUGCAACAGUAGUUGCUGAAUGUCUGGCCUUGCUCUUAUUUGUAUUCAGUAGCCAUCAGCAUACAUGUUGCCAUGAUGUUGUGGUGUAAUAUCUGUCAGGAAUCCGGAGAGGUGAUGUCAGCUGCUCCAUGCAAUAUUUAUUACUAUGCAAACACAAUACUAUUCUGCAUGCACUCCAGCCCUGAUACCCAGCCAGCAUAAUGAUAGAAAAUCUUCUGUGUUUAUCAACCUGCUGAUCAAGAUCAGUGCUUCAUUUUGCCUGCGAUUGAGGAAAAUCUUUAUAAAACAUUUAUAAAAACAACGUAAAAAGAAACAAGUUUAUUUAAGUACAGUGCAUGUCCUUGACAUGAUCAAGUGCUGGUGUUACAUUUUAAUCCAGUUACACUGAGAAUAAUUAGCUCUUUACCACAAAAUAUCUUGAAGCUGUAGUUAAAUGAGAGACACGUGUGCUGUUUCAUUAUUCUGCCCAUCUCUCCGGGUGGACAAUGCCAGGUGAUUGUGUGUAACCGAAACGGAAAGUUGGCUGUUUUCAACAUUGAGAGAAUGAUUUUAAGGAUAUCAGAACAUCACUGGAAUAUUUGUGUUUUCUAAUUCGAGUCAUUCCUUUGGUUCAUUAAUUUUUUAAAGAGAUUGUUUUCUAUGUGAAUUUUUACGGUUGAUUAUUUUAUUGUAUUUGAAUGGAGAUGAUAUUUUUUUUUGCUCUAUGUAUACAGAAUAAUGCACAGUCAUUCUGUUUGCUACACAGAAAUAUUAAAAAA